CAACUGACGGAGGCGGCGUUUGCGGCAGCAGCAGCAGGCGCUCAGGGAAGAGGCAGGGCCGAGCGCGCCCUGACUGACAGCGCGGAGCACCUCCCCUAGCAACAAAUACGGAGAGGAGGAGGACGAGAAGAAGAGGCGAGCGACUCUCAGGGAGUGUCCCGCCCGCUGCCGCCUCCUCCUCCUCCCUCCCGCGCCGCCGAGCUGGGUCGGCUCAUCCUUGCGAGCGCCUCCCGGGCAUGGCUGAGCGUUCCGUUGUCUGCAGCGCUUUGAAGCGAAGGGAGCAGGUGAGGGCGCCGGGGAUGGAGAAAUAACCAUUGUGAUAUCUUCAGACAAUAUCCUGAUGCAUGACAUGACAGUGGGAUAGUAAGAGUGGAACAGCUGGAAUCCCUGUAUUUCAGAUGAGCAUCUGAGUUCUUGGCCUUCCAUUGUUCAACAUGGCACCAUAAUAAGGAAAAGAUGGAGUAGCCAAGCUUUACUUGGAUCUCAGUCUUCACUUAGAGCUCUAGGAGCCUCUGGAAAAUCUUUCAAGUGAUCACCGUACCUGAUUCAGAAGAAAUACAUUUCCAGGUUUGCUGGUAUGGGUAAUCUUCUUAAAGUCCUUACCAGGGAAAUUGAAAACUACCCACAUUUUUUCCUGGAUUUUGAAAAUGCUCAGCCUACGGAUGGAGAAAGGGAAAUAUGGAACCAAGUCAAUGCUGUCUUACAGGAUUCAGAAAGCAUGCUUUCAGACCUGCAGUCUUACAAGGGAGCUGGACAAGAGAUUAGAGAUGCUAUACAAAACCCAAAUGAUAUUCAACUUCAGGAGAGAGCCUGGAAUUCAGUCUGCCCUCUAGUUGUGAGACUGAAGCGGUUCUAUGAAUUUUCUCUCAGGCUAGAGAAAGCCCUGCUGAGCUUAUUAGAAUGCUUGACCUGUCCCCCCUAUACACCAACUCAGCAUCUAGAGCGAGAGCAGGCUCUGGCGAAGCAAUUUGCAGAGAUUCUGCAUUUUACUCUCCGCUUUGAUGAACUCAAGAUGAGAAACCCCGCAAUUCAGAAUGAUUUCAGCUAUUAUAGGAGGACGAUAAAUCGCAACAGAAUAAACAAUAUGCAUCUGGGCAUUGAAAGCGAAGUGAACAAUGAGAUGGCAAACAGAAUGUCCUUGUUUUAUGCAGAAGCUACACCAGUGCUGAAAACACUCAGCAAUGCUACAACACGUUUUGUUGCAGAAAACAAAACCUUACCAAUUGAGAAUACAACAGACUGUCUAAGUACGAUGACCAGUGUCUGUAAAGUCAUGCUAGAAACACCAGAAUACAGAACUAGGUUCACCAGUGAAGAAACUCUUAUGUUCUGCAUGAGGGUAAUGGUUGGUGUUAUUAUUCUCUAUGAUCACGUCCAUCCUGUGGGAGCUUUCUCCAAGGCAUCAAAGAUUGACAUGAAGGGCUGCAUAAAGGUUUUAAGGGAACAACCGCCAGACACUGUUGAAGGUCUUUUGAAUGCUCUCAGGUUCACCACCAAACAUCUGAAUGAUGAAUCUACUUCAAAACAAGUUCGAGCUAUGCUUCAGUAGUGCCCUUCUUCAACAAAUGGACUUUUGUAUUAUUUAGAGAUGUUUGUUUACAUAAUUUAAUGUGUGUGGUGUUAAUACAUAUGCGUAUUUACAUAACAAAACAACUGGCUUCUUCCUGUUGCUGCAAUAUGUGGACUUGUAUCAAUAAUGUGACUGACUCCGUAUGGCACACGAUUCCGUCUAUAUGCUAGUCUUACCCUUCAACAGUUUAAAAAGGUACCUUAAUUUGAAUAUGUAAAUAACAAAACUGUCUAUGUGCCUUGGGCUUCUUUUUUGUCUUUUUUGGGUGUGUGUGUGUGUGUGUGUGUGUGUGUGUGUGUGUGUGUGUGCACACAGUAGUUCUUUGAUGUGGACACUGAGCAGUUCCACGUAUGGAAAUGUGCCUGUGAAGACUCCAGUGUGGAAACUCCUAUGGUUCUGAGAGGAAUUCCUUUGCUCUCCCUCAAGUAGAGUCUUGAUAGCAUUGAGUGUAUGCGCUGUUGAGAGGAGUGAGCAUAUUCUGACAAUUGGCACCAAUCUGUGCACUAAAUGUGUGGGGUGCUGGUUCUCCCUUUUCUUUCUUUGGGAGGGCUCUCCCUUUCCUGACAAGAGUUCUGAUAAAAUUUGCACUGAGGUCUGCACAUGCACAUCAACUUGUUUUUAUAUUGUUUCAAAUUCAUGUAGUUUUGUUUCUGCCUAGAGUGCCUUUUGGCAGAUAGGUAUCAUAUAAAUUAUUGGAAUGUAUACAUAAUAUGUGGGACAGCACAGUGGACCAUUGGAAGUAAGCAACACUGUUGUAUAGAUUGCCUGGUUUAAUCCAUUAUUGAGCAUACUUAUGGUGCUGGGAAUUGCUUUAUGUAAUUGCUUAUGUGAGGGGUUUUUUUCUUCCCUCUCAGCGCUUCUGUCCAAUACCUAGGACUUGUAGUCCACUCUUGUAUUGUUAAAAAUAACAUAGUAAUGUUGGGGUUCAUAUCUGAGCUAUUUUUGCCAUCAUGAAAACCUCUGGGUGGAUGUUAUGGGUUUAGCCAAGGCCUGGCUCAUACUGGCUGAUACCCUGAUUAAUGAAGCGCAGGUACUGCAUGAAAAGUGCUGGUGCUGCAGACGGGUUCGACAAAUGCAUCCCUAGUGUGCACGUACAGGGGGUGGGUUGAAUUCUGAUGACUUCCUCUUGUCCCAGAAAGCCGUCUGUGGUUUCUGGGAAAUAUGUUCCAGAGAGCUGCACAAUCCUUAGGGACAUGUUUUUGGAUGCCACAGAGUGCUUCCAGAGGAAGGGGAGGUUUUAAAAUUCCCCAUCACCAAGCACACUCCAGUGCUGCAUUAGUCAAACCCAGCAACAGCAGUCAUUGAGUGCUUCUCACAUAGCAGUUGUGCUUCAUUAGGAUGUUGGCCAUUAUGUGCAACUCACAGGGCCAGUUUGGACCAUACAGCCCCUAGCGCAGGUGGUUAGGACAAGUUCUUUUUAAAAAGUACUUGGAGUGUGUAUAUAGGGGCUGUUGGGAGGAACAUCCCCACCCUCACAUAAUAAAGGGAACACUUCAGGAAGGCAUGGGGACACCCAUGGAGGACAUCUCAAUGGGUUCACUCUUGGUACAUCCCCUUCCUAAUCAUACAUGCCACAGACUGUAUUGUUUGAACUAGCCCUCAGUCAAGUCAGUAAGAAUCCAUGUAGACAAGAUUCACAAGGUGCUUUUGCUUUUACUACAAUUUUUAAAACUUAUGUGGCAGGAGCUUUAUAUUAUCAGGAUCACUUUCAACAAAUUUAACCUUUUAGCUCUUCACUCCUGUUAAUAUUUUUAGAUGUUUUAAUGCUGUAAACCACCCUGAGGACUCUUGUUUUUUUUAAAGAUCAAUACAAAUAGCUUUACAUUUUUCAGUUACCAUAUUUGAGGGCAGCAAAGUAUGUUACUGUGUUUGAGGGCAGUCCCAAGUAUCUUUGUAGCAUGAUUGCUAAGGGGAAAGGAAACUACAUGGCUGGAAGGCUGUGUGGGAAGCUUUGGGGGAACUGGCUCUCCCAGCAUGAUUUAAAUAUACAAAUACCGUGCUCUCUCUUGCUCUCUUCUUUUCGCUUUUUUGCGUGAUUGCACUAGUAUAGCUAAAACCUCACCCCAAAUUUUGUCAAUGGGAAGUGAUUCAGUCAGCUACUGCCCAUGUGAUUCCUUUAUUGUAGCAGCACCUUUGCCACAAAGAUCUCAUGGUUUUAUGUCACUUUGAAUAUAUGUUAAUAGGAAGAUGAUUCUACAUGCAAAAAUAAUGGUAUGUGGAGAUGUAUUGCUAAAAAACGGACUUGGUAUCCCUUUGCAGAUGGCUACCUGUGCAUGACUGAGAGAAAAUAAGCUCAAAACAGCUAAAUGAAGCCACACUCCUUGAGUCCCAAGAUUGUACCUGGGUAUAGAAGAUGGUUUGAAGUGUGUUGUAGUUGCUUCCCCCCUGAAAUUUCAUGUUUACAAGAAGGAAGAUGAGAGUGCAGCUUAUACUACUGGAUAAAAAAAUAUGCAGGUUUUCUCAAGAUGCAGCUUACAUACCUGCAUACCUUGCACAGCAAUGGCUUUCUCAGUGUUUACAUAUUAUGGGCAUGUCAUGUGUGGCAUUUUUCCACACAGAACUUGUAGGUGCUCAGAAAAUAAUAAAGGGUAAGAACAGAAAAGACUCCAUUGUGUGGGAGCUGAGCUGCUUAUAAGAAUGCCAUUAAAUUCCUUUUACUGCUGUGUUUAACAGUUGACCACUGUGUGAAAUCUGAGAGUUGCAUUUCAGUUCCUGGCUGGUCAGAGCUCCCAAAUGUGACACUUUGAAGAGGUAAGAUUCCUCACUGAGCUGCAUUUGUGUUAUUUCCCACUGGAGUCUCCCGUCAAGGAAUACUAAGAACUUUUUGCCAGUUCUGCUUCUGAGUGAUCUGGAGCAGCUGUGAAGUGGUAGCUUAUAAGAUUUCUCAAAAGUAUGGAUAUUUAGACCCUGUAGAGUGUGCUACACAGCCAUUGAUUUUCUCUCCUUUUUUUUGGUCUGAAUUAGUCAAGGAUUUUGCAUUCCGGCUAGAGUGUACAUCUGUGAAUUUGCAGAAGCUUGGGCUCCAUAACAUUUAAGAAACAUAAGAUGGUCUAGGAUGGAAACUAGGGAUGUGCACAAAACUGUUUUUGCAUUUUUGUUUCAAGCUCAAAACAAAAUGCAGACAGCUGAAAUGUUUCAUCGAAACAGCAGUUGACCCGGUUAUUUCAAUAGAACAAAACUCAAAAUGUUUUGAGUGUUUUGUUUGGCCAUAAGGAACAAUGGGGAAAUUCGAAACACCUCAUUGUUCCUCAUGGGUAAGGGGACACCAAAGUGGGUUGGGUGGUAGGGCAUGCUGGGUGCUGCCUACCACCCAACCCACAAAAGAAAUGGGCAAGCAGGUAAUUUUAAACAAAUUGUUUACCUUUCCGCAAAACCCCCAUAGGAUCACAAGCCAUUUGGAUGCCAGUGCCAGAAAACCAAUCAACAAGGGGGGAAAGAGGCCUCCAAAAUGGUGCUUGAAACUUCAAAAUGUUUCUAAUCAAAAUGGGGUUGCUUUGUUCCGAGCUUGAAAUAGGCCUUUUAUUUAAAGGGUGUUUUGUUUCAAGCUUGAGACAUUCGACAUCAAAACAUUUCACACAUGCCUACUGGAAAUUUCACUUACUUGCUAGAAAUCCAGAAACCAGGCAUUUCAGAGUAGUCACACUGAUGUUGGUGUGAACAUUGCUACCCUGUUUCCCCGAAAUUAAGACCUACCCCGAAAGUAAGACCUAGCAGUAAUUUCUGAUGUACCGCUAAUUGCCCUAGUGCAUUUUUUGGGGCUAAAAUUAAUAUAAGACACUGUCUUAUUUUCGGGGAAACACGGUAAGAGUAAGUUAUUUGGGAUUCAGCCUUUUAGGCUUUAUUAUAAGCUGUUUGGGGCAGAGAUAGUUUUCUAUUUUUAUAUCUCAGAUAGGAUUUACCACUAUGCACUGCAGCUUGAAUACAGAAGUCUCUUCUGAAAUAGUUACUGCCAGGACUUGAUAUGCAUAUAUGACAAGAGACUAUCUUUGGAUGUAAAAUAUAAAGGCUGGCAUCCAGGCUGAGUUGCUCAGUUGUACCACUUGCAGUAGUACUAGUGCCUUUGUUCGAAAGGACUAUUUAAUUUCAAUAGGACUUUCUGUUGAAUGAUUUAGUCAGUCUUUUGGACACCUAGUCUUGGUUUUUCUCCAUUAACGAAAUUCCUGAUUUUAAAGGAUCUAGUUCUCAUUAUUUAGAGAACUAAUAAUAAUGGUAAUAAUGAGAGGAAAUGUAUAUUGUACAACAAAAAACAGGAGUCAGCACAUUGCUCCUUAGUGGUGAGACCCUGGCUUCUUCUCACAUUUGACCAUUACGAAUUGGCAAAUUGAAUACUGAUUCAAUUAUUUCUCUUGUCCCUCCAUUAUCCAGGUGAACUAUCCAUGUUCUAUUCCUAAAAGUACUACAUGUGUGCUUAUGGAAUUGAAAGUAUGUUUGAUUUUUUUUUUUCUCUUUAAGCAGUGCCAGGGGCAUACCUUCAAUAAGACAAAGGGAGACAAAUGUCUCCUGACCCACAGCCUCUGAGGGGCCCCAAAGGCCUUGCCCUCUCUCCAGUCCCAUAGUCAGGAGUGUGGGCAAUAGCGGGCCUUGCCACCUCAAAAGUUUCUCUUUCCCCCCAGCUGAGCUGCAGUCCCACCAUACUACAGCCCUGACAAAAAUUGUUAAGCUUGGGACAGAAGCUUCCUAAGGAACCCACAGAAGGGGGGGGGGGGGAGAGUUGGUCUUGUGGUAGCAAGAACGAAUUGCCCCUUUGUAUUUCACAAAGCUAAUACUGUUGUAUUAUUUGGUUCUGCUGUUGUUUACACCUUGUUACUGUCGCCUCCUGUCCUCUGUUAAUCUACUACACUGUAUUACACGUGUCCUUAAUGUUCUUCUGCAGCAGAGACAUGGGACGAGGCGAAGGAGAGGAAGGCAGCAAGGGGCCCAUUUUAAAAUCUCAUCUCGGGCCCACUCCAGCCUUGAUACGCCCCUGUUAAGCACAAUCAGUUUAAAAAUAGAUGAAAAAUAAUUGGCAGGGGGGGGCAGGAGGAGGAAAUGUGACAUCACGAGUUCCAGCCAAACACCAAUGUGCAUAGCCAGAUUUUUCUUCAAACAUAUAGAAGUGGUUUCCCCAAGCUCCACCCAGGAUAGACUGAAGAUGGUAUGUUUAGUUAACACACAGAUAGUAUGCUUCUGCAGCAGACUUACUGAUCAAAUUAUAUACAUACCCCAAGUUAUAUUUUAUGUUUGCGCUGUCUCUUGGAAAUCAAUAGGCUGCAGAGAUCUAUACACAUGCAGUAGAUAUGAUAGAUUCAGUUAAUUUAUCCAUAAGUGAUGCUCAGAUUUGGAGUUUAUGUUUCAACAAUAGAGUUCUGUUUAUAAAAACCAAAAUAAGAGAUGUAAUUGCCUUCUGUACAAUUUUUUAAGCAAAAUCAAAAACUAUUAUCGGAUGGCUGCAACUUGUUCAUACAUUUUAGUGCCUGUCAAGAAAUUAUACAUCAGAGGUUUGAAAUGAUUUUUUAAAAAACCCUCCUAAUUAUAGACAAAAUAAGCACGCAAGUCAAGGAAUAACAUUGGAACUGGUGGGAUCCACCUGGAAACUGUGCCCUUUUAAUUAAUUCCGUUUUAAAAUUCUUAAGACUGCUGUUUCUAGUGAUUUACAAUAUUAUAUAACAAUUACAAAUAAGGCCAAUUAAACUAUAUAAAAUCCAGCAUUAAAAAAAUCACAUGAAGCGAUGUAAGCGCAACAAAUGGACUUCAGAGGUUUAUGGAACUGAAGUUCAUAUGUCACAAAACACACCGGGCCCUUUCCAUAGCACUAUUCAGACACUGUGUUGUAUAUGUAUACAGGUGUCUGUACACAUGUACAUGUGUUUGUGUGAAUGACUGUACAUAUAUUCAUUUUAAAAGUGAACCUGAGUAUAGACUCCCUGAAAUGCAGGGUACAGAUUGGAAGUGUACUGCUGUAUGUGCUUUGAAUAUAAAGUGUGAAUAGGGCUCAGAAUUCAGUUCUGUGUGAAUUACCACUUUGGGGUGAGUAUCUCCAAAGAAAAAUAUUUUGUAAAGUGAAAGCAAAUGUCUUAAACCAUCAGACAGAUCAACAGUCAAUUCUGAUCAAAUUUGAUUAAAAAUGCAGUGGACCAAAAAUUGCUCUGGUGUUUUAGGCAAAAUGACUUCUAAGCCUAAUCUGAAGUCAAAGGCUUUAGCCUCUUGAUAUUUCAGUGUUUAUCUGGCACUAGAACCACCAGAAAAAAAGAUAGUCUGAAGGAGAUGCUUUAUGUACAGCUUCACAUUUUACUAUGUUGGACUAGGUUCUCCUCAAAUUCUGUGGCUGACCUCCUAACAGUUGUGUAAGAAUGUUGUGCUAGCUAGUGUUGCGCUAGUUCAAACAUGUUUGCCCUUGCACAACGAAGCAUACGACCUGUGACAUGCCUCUCAUGUUUUUCAGAGUGCAGUUCUUUUGUCUCAGAGUGCAGUUCCAAAAAAUCCCUGUGAUUUAGAAAAAGAAUUUAGCAGUAGCUACAUGAUCUUCGUGCACUAGCAUAACUUGGUUUGUUGCACAAGUGCAGCAUUAGCCAAGAUGUUGGCCUGUGAAUAUUGCUAUAGAACAGGGGUGCUCAACUUCGGCCCUCCUGCAGAUGUUGGCCUACAAUUCCCAUAAUCCCAGGCUAUUGGCCACUGUGGCUGGGGAUUAUGGGAGUUUUAGUUCAAAAACAGCUGGGGGGCCUAAGUUGAGCAGGCCUGCUAUAGAACCUCUUAAAUGUUGGUGUUUUAAAGCAUUUGCCCAGAUAAAGAAGCAGUGGUUACUUGAUGCAUCCUGGAACAUCAACUCCAUAUUUAUUUUUUCUAAAAUGCAUGUUCAGACAUAUGUUCCUGUCAUCACAAUUGCCUAUUGAUAUGUGGCUCUACAAGUAUAGAACUACAUACAGUGGGAGGGUUGCAUUUAUAUCUGCCCUGUCCUGUGGCCCGCAUAAAUUCCAGACAUUGAAUGUUACUUUGGGAUAUGGCUUGUUGCUGCUGAUACUUGAGGGAAAGAGCAAUCUCAUGGAUCCGGUCUACAUGCAUGAACUCCAUGCACAUUGGUCCAACUUGUAGCAUCCAGCACAUAAAUAGUAGAAGAAUCCUAAGAUGGGACAGCUUUGAUCCUGAACCUCCCCACCCCCGAAUUGUACACUGGCUCUACACAUAUAGAACCUUUUUUAAAAAAAUAUGAGGGAUUUGAAGGCGGGCCAAUUUAUGCAAUCUGAAAAUGACUUUUUCCUCAUCUGGCUACUUUCUCCUACAAAAAGUUUCAAUCACAUCAGCCCUCCUAUAUUAGUUAUAGCCAGCAUUUUAGCUGGUCUGUAUCAGCUGGCUUCCAGAUACUUUCUUCAUACAAUUAAGAAACAUUUUAUGUCGCUUGGGAAUUUGCAGCUUUUUUAUCUUUAAGAAAAUGAUCUCCUGGUGGAUCAGAACAGUAUGUGGUCCAUUUGCAUCCUUGUUUUUGGUAUAGCAACCUUUUCUUGAAAGUUAUAUUGCAUAAUAUUCUGUAUACAAGAUAUCCUGUGACACGUCUAACCUGUCUAGUCCACUUCGCAUCAAGCGUGGGUUACUUCCUUUUUACUUUUUAGCUGAGUAACUGCAGUGGCCUCCAAAGUUUUCUUGUAUUUGCAUUUCUUAGAAACUAGAGCAAAUGGUAACUUUUCAAUUUGUGGUUCAAAUUGGCUCUUUCUAGUCUUUCACAUGUGGAGUGGGAGAGGAGUCCAACACUGUUUUGCAUUUCAGCGCAGGCUAAUGUUUAUUUGCUGGGGGCAAGGGAGGAACUGGUUGAAGAAUAAAGGGAAAUGUCAAAAAUGAAUAAUAAAAUGGUAUAUAAACAGAA
Messenger RNA from Hemicordylus capensis (graceful crag lizard), 9404 nucleotides. RefSeq names its product CYFIP related Rac1 interactor A (gene CYRIA). Gene Ontology annotation, biological process: regulation of actin filament polymerization. The coding region runs from base 578 to 1549 and encodes 323 amino acids. The record is from RefSeq and is a predicted model, not a curated record. The transcript is spliced from 14 exons. NCBI's taxonomy places the organism in Eukaryota, Metazoa, Chordata, Lepidosauria, Squamata, Cordylidae. Gene Ontology annotation, molecular function: small GTPase binding.